This is a messenger RNA of Exophiala dermatitidis NIH/UT8656, 750 nucleotides long. RefSeq lists its product as uncharacterized. The coding region runs from base 1 to 750 and encodes 249 amino acids. Gene Ontology annotation, molecular function: endonuclease activity. Gene Ontology annotation, cellular component: preribosome, large subunit precursor; Las1 complex. The record is from RefSeq and is a predicted model, not a curated record. Gene Ontology annotation, biological process: maturation of 5.8S rRNA; maturation of LSU-rRNA. NCBI's taxonomy places the organism in Eukaryota, Fungi, Ascomycota, Eurotiomycetes, Chaetothyriales, Herpotrichiellaceae. The transcript has a single exon.
AUGUUCUUGCAGUCGUCACCGUGGCAGCAUGAAUCUGAAUUGGCCAUGGUGAGGGACUGGUUCUUCCCUGAACAUGUCAAGCAAGACGUAUAUUCUCCGGCUUCGGGGUUGCCAUCAGAUAUGCGACAACGGGCCGUGAACCGGGUGAACAUGUGGCUUUUCAAAGCCGGUCGGCUACCCCCAGCACUCAUCGCGACCGCGGGUUUGACCGAAGCUUUACUGCAUGAGGAGAAAGUACGGGCUGGUGGAGGUGGCAUUUCCGAAUCGGCCAUGCAGAGCAUCUUUGCGAUGGCGUUUGCGAGAUUCGUCAACGGUUUCGUGGACCGCGACGUUGCUCGUUCCCAUGCUGCUGAAAUGGCAGUGGACGACGGCACAGAUGUCGACAAUGGCAGCAUGUCCACGGCCAAGGGAGAGAAUUCUAUGUAUGCGCACGCCGCUACAAUUCGCAUGCCGCAGACUUUUGUCGAUUUACGGCACGAGGUCACCCAUGGCCACAUCCCAAACUUGACAUAUCUCAAGCGAAUGACUCUAAAUGCAUUGCAGUGGUUGUGGGAGAGAUGGUGGAUGAAGAAUGCCACGGGGGAUCCUGCGCGCGCUUUGUGGGAGCUGCAAGAGCGGAAACGAGCUGCAAGGGACGCAAGAAAUGCCAGUGACUUUCAUACCAACAUGACGGGUAUGGUAGACCAAGCAUACAUAGCGAGUCAAGCUCAUGAUCGGAUGGCCAUUGAUGAACUGGCGGGAGAAACUUAA